AUGAACCGCGGCUCUAUCGUGAAGGACGAUGUCGAGAUUGUCGAUCAAACUUCUCAUGUCGAAGACAUUCCCAAGCCUUCUCCGAUCACUCAGGUCGGAGACUUUCGUGUUGUCGGUUUGACGUCCGACGAUGCAGAUUUCUAUAUCAACUACCCGGAGGAGAAACGAAAAAAGGUCUUCCGCAAAGUUGAUAAUCGUUUAAUCCCCAUGCUCGCAGUGCUAUACCUGAUUUGCCAUAUUGAUCGUGCAAAUAUCGGCAAUGCUAAAAUCGAAGGCAUGGUCGAAGAUCUUAAGAUGACUGGGUUGCAGUAUAAUACUGUUCUUUCUAUAUUCUUCAUUCCCUACGUCCUCUUCGAAGUUCCCAGUAACAUUGUUCUCAAAAGGUUCAAGCGCCCUUCAGUGUACCUUGGCCUCCUUGUCUCAACCUGGGGUGUUGUCAUGACAUGCACAGGUCUGGUUCAGAACUUUGCUGGUCUUAUGGCCACUCGAGUCCUACUUGGCAUUUUCGAGGCCGGAUUCUUCCCUGGUGCUAUUUACCUUUGCUCCUACUGGUACAUGCCUAGGGAAUUGGCGCUUCGUAUCUCAUACUUUUAUUGUGCCAGUGCGCUGUCUGGUGCAUUCUCCGGCCUGUUGGCUGCCGCUAUUGCCGAGAUGGACGGUACUGCUGGCCUUGAGGGGUGGCGGUGGAUCUUCAUUCUGGAGGGCCUUGCCAGUGUGGUACUAGGUGUUGCUUGUUUCUUUCUUCUCAUCGAUACCCCGGCUUUAUCCAAGCGCUGGUUGUCUCUCGAAGAAAUUCGCUACCUGGAGCUUUCAAUGUUCAUCAAGCAGGGAGGAACUAGUACCGGAGAGUCGGGCUUCAAGUGGAGAGACCUCAAGGUGGUCCUGAUGAACUGGAGGAUAUACGUGCUAAGUUACUUUUUGUUUUGCCAGUCGGCCUUGUCUUAUGGUACCAAGUUCACUCUCCCGACUAUCACCAAAGCCAUGGGGUUCAGCUCCACGAACGCCCAGCUCACCUCUGCGCCUCCUUAUAUUGCCGGCGCGAUAUCUGCUGUCGUGUUUGCACGGCUCUCCGAUCGCUUCUAUUGGCGAAUGCCAUUUGUCUGCAUUCCUAUGAUUAUUGUUGUGGUAGCCUAUUCUAUUAUUAUGUCCCUGAACGGAGAGCUUGAAGCAAAGAAAGGAGUGGCCUACUUUGCGGUCGUCUUGUCUGUCAUAGGUAUUUACCCCAUCCAGCCCGGAGCUGCAUCUUGGAAUGCAAACAAUAUUGCCCCAGCAUCCCGACGGGCUAUGGGCAUCGCACUAGUGAACUGCGUCGGCAAUAUCGGUGGCAUACUGGGCAGCUUCAUGUAUAUUGAGAAGGAGAGCCCUAAGUACACAACUGGAUUUGGCCUCAGUUUGGCGCUCGGUGGGGUUGGAUUCUUUGUUGCAUUGUUCCUCGAAUGGACAUACAAGAUGGGCAAUGCAAGGAAAGCACGAAUUGCCGAUGAUGCGAGAGUUAACUACACUGAGGAUCAGUUGUUCGAUAUGGGAGACAAGUCGCCACUGUUCAAGUAUGUGUUGUAA
Molecule: messenger RNA, 1560 nt
Organism: Penicillium egyptiacum
Lineage: Eukaryota; Fungi; Ascomycota; Eurotiomycetes; Eurotiales; Aspergillaceae
Source: the annotation of a GenBank genome assembly